Molecule: messenger RNA, 2510 nt
Organism: Varanus komodoensis (Komodo dragon)
Lineage: Eukaryota; Metazoa; Chordata; Lepidosauria; Squamata; Varanidae
Gene: NUDC
Product: nuclear distribution C, dynein complex regulator
Exons: 9
Coding region: 121-1149 (342 amino acids)
Biological process (GO): protein folding
Cellular component (GO): cytoplasm
Source: RefSeq, a predicted model, not a curated record
UUUCCGCUUCCGGGUGUGGCGCUGAUUGUGCGUGUUAGUAACGGAGCGGGAAGGCCGGAGCGUGGCUGUCCUGAAGCUCAAGAAGUAAAAGAAAGCGGUCGGCGGACUAGCCAGUCAGCGAUGGGGGCCAGCGGGGAGGACGCGGCUGAGAGCGAGGAGCGCUUCGACGGCAUGUUGCUAGCCAUGGCCCAGCAGCACCAGGGCGGCGUGCGGGAGCUUGUGAACACCUUUUUCAGCUUUUUGAGACGCAAAACUGAUUUCUUUGUAGGAGGAGAAGAGGGUGCUGCUGAAAAGUUAAUCACAGAGACAUUCAGCCGCCACAACAAACUGGCUCAGAAAGCACAAAAAGAAAAGAGGGCCCGUCAAGAAGCAGAGCAGCGGGAAAAAGCUGAACGUGCUGCUAAACUUGCCAAAGAAGCAAAGCAGGAAGAAAGCGAGCCGAGAAUUAAGGAGUUGACUGAUGAAGAGGCAGAAAGGUUGCAGCUGGAAAUUGACCAGAAAAAAGAGAAGAAAGAAGAUGAGGCCCAGGAUGUCCCCGUCCAUUCUGCUGCGAAUCUAGUGGAGCCCCCAGAGCUGAGCAAGCAGGAUACAGAUGAGGAAGAAGAAGAUGAGAAGGACAAAGGCAAGCUUAAACCAAAUUCUGGGAAUGGGGCCGACCUUCCAAACUACAGAUGGACACAAACUCUCUCUGAACUAGAUCUGGCAGUCCCAUUCAAAGUGAACUUCAAACUGAAGGGGAAGGAUAUGCAGGUUGACAUCCAGAGACGGCAUCUGAAGGUGGGACUGAAAGGCCAUCCUCCUGUGAUUGAUGCAGCCUUGUACAAUGAGGUGAAGGUGGAGGAGAGCUCGUGGCUAAUAGAAGAUGGGAAAAUUGUCACCGUACACUUGGAGAAGAUCAACAAGAUGGAAUGGUGGAGCAAAUUAGUUCAAACAGACCCGGAGAUUAACACCAAGAAAAUUAACCCAGAAAACUCAAAAUUAUCAGAUUUGGACAGUGAAACGCGCAGCAUGGUGGAGAAAAUGAUGUAUGAUCAACGGCAGAAAUCAAUGGGGCUUCCGACAUCUGAUGAGCAGAAGAAGCAGGACAUACUGAAAAAAUUCAUGGAACAGCAUCCAGAAAUGGAUUUCUCCAAGGCAAAGUUCAAUUGAUACUGUUGUCCUCUUCUUUUCCCCCCAUCCACCACUGGUGUAACUUACAAAGUUUUACAGAAAUGACCAGGCAGGACAGUAUAUACCUUUCUCCCUGCCUUGAGGUAGCAUAAGCAUUUGCAGCAUACCAGGGUGAGCUUUCUGUGUAAAAAGCCAUGGUGGUUAAACCAACAUUCAGUUUAGGUUCCUGGAUUUUCAGCAACAGUAUCAGUCAGCUGAAACCUGGAUUUUAUCUUUGUGUAGGGCAACAUAUUUCAGGGGGAGGUAGGAGUAAAGGAAAACAGAAAUUCAUGAUGAAAAUAAUCCAUUCCCUUGGGUCUCCCUUAGUCUAACAGAUGUAGGAAACGAAUGUUUAAAUUUACAUUUUUAAGGAACUGGAAAGACAACCUUGAUCACUCUUACUUCAAUUCCUGCUCUCAAACUGAGCACUGGAAUUUGUCCCUUAAAUUGUCCCAUUAUCACUCCUGCUGACAUUCUUACUUCAAAUCUGGCAAGUCCCCGCAGAAUGCUAACUUGGUGGAGCAAUUCUGAAAGCAGUUCCAGACAUAAGAAAUGCCAGUCCAUUCAUCCAUGAGUGCCUUGUGCUGGUUGCACAUGCACUGAAAUCUUCAAAGAACCACCCAUGAUGUGCACUUAGCUUGUGCAGGUUCCUAUUUGAAAGUUACAGUAAAAGCACGGAAAGCACCGACAGGAAGAACCCCUGUGUCUGCUUGUUGGUACUUUUAUAUCCUCCUGUUGCUCUGACAUGCUAAGUUAUAUGUCAGGUAUAUGCUAAGAAUGUCAGGUAUAUGCUUGGAGGCCAUGGAGCUAGACUACUGUGGUCAUGUGUUUAAGAUUUGGGGCAGCUCGUAAAGAUACUGUUUUUUCCUAGGCCAGUGCAGUAAGCCACUGGUUUCUGGCAUAUCAGUUCUGUUUUCAUUACAGCAAAUGGAUCUGUUCAUAACUUUUUCUGCCAGGCGCUGUUGUAACCAUCUCAGAACUAUGAUAGCAUGGAUCUGCUCCAGACACUAGAGGUUCUGGUUUCAAUGCUGGUGUUUUGGCCUUACAAAACCAACCUUUAGGAAUAGAGAGGGGCUUUAAAAGACUGAAUACUUUGAGGAAGUUGGCUUAAACUCUCUAUUCUUGCUGUACCUAAAAUAAAUCGAUGUGAACUGUGCUGGCAUCUUACUGUAUUAUACUGAGAGUAAGCAAGGUCUACAGGGAGCAGGUUGGAUGGGAGGCAGGUUUCCAGCUUGCCAACUACCCAUCUUGCUAUUCCCCCAUCUGCUGGAAAGGGAGAACAAGAACCUUCUGCAUGUUUUUUUUUGUGGCUUAGAAAUAUCUUGUGCUCUGCAUGUACCAUUAAAAAGGAGAUGAUUUCA